Molecule: messenger RNA, 2785 nt
Organism: Capsicum annuum
Lineage: Eukaryota; Viridiplantae; Streptophyta; Magnoliopsida; Solanales; Solanaceae
Product: ent-copalyl diphosphate synthase 5
Exons: 15
Coding region: 99-2570 (823 amino acids)
Biological process (GO): gibberellin biosynthetic process
Cellular component (GO): chloroplast
Molecular function (GO): magnesium ion binding; terpene synthase activity
Source: RefSeq, a predicted model, not a curated record
AUAUCAUCAUUACUUCUUUUUAAUUUUUUAUAACUAUAUACUAUAUAGUAGUGAUCAUAUUUUUUUUGGAUAAACAAGGAAGAUUAAAAAAACUAAACAUGUCAAUCUCAGCUUCUUAUCUAAGAUUUAGCCUGACUGCUCACUAUGAACGUCCUUCUUCUCCAGCAAAUCAACAUCCCAACUUCUUUAAAAGCAACAGAUCUUCCGGAGAGUUACAUGCUGAUUUCAAUUCAAAUUUGCAAUGUAAUGCAGUUUCUAGGCCUCGUACAAAAGAAUACAAAGAAGUACUGCAUAAUGGUUCAUUGCCGGUUAUCAAGUGGGACGACAUCGUGGAGGAAGUGGACAUGGAAACACAAACACUUGAGGUGUACCAUCCAUUAUCAAAUAAAAUCAUAAAGGAGCAUAUCGAUGGUGUUCGAUCGAUGCUGCGAUCGAUGGAGGAGGGAGAAAUAAGUGUAUCGGCUUAUGACACAGCAUGGGUUGGUCUAGUGAAAGACUUGAAGGGAAGUGAAAAUCCUCAAUUCCCUUCAAGUCUUGAAUGGAUUGCCAAUAAUCAAUUGCCUGAUGGUUCAUGGGGUGACAGUGACAUCUUUUUGGUUUAUGAUCGUAUUAUCAAUACAUUGGCCUGUGUUAUUGCCUUGAAGUCAUGGAAUUUGCAUCCUGACAAGUCCCUACUUGGAAUAUCGUUUAUGAGAGAGAAUUUGAGUAAGCUUGGUGAUGAAAAUGCAGAGCACAUGCCUAUAGGCUUUGAAGUGGCAUUUCCUUCACUCAUUGAGAUUGCUAAAAAACUAGGCAUAGAUAUUCCUUAUGAUUCUCCAGUCUUGCAAGACAUCUAUGCCAGAAGACAAUUAAAGCUCACAAGGAUACCAAAGGACAUAAUGCACAAAGUGCCCACAACUUUACUCCACAGUUUGGAAGGAAUGCCAGAUUUGGACUGGCAAAAGCUACUUCAAUUUCAGUGCACUGAUGGAUCUUUACUCUUCUCUCCAUCUUCCACUGCCUUUGCACUUAUGCAGACUCAUGAUCAUAAUUGCCUCAAUUAUCUCACUAAUGCUGUCGAAAAAUUCAACGGCGGAGUUCCAAAUGUGUAUCCCGUGGACUUAUUUGAGCAUAUUUGGAUCGUUGAUCGAUUACAAAGACUUGGAAUAUCUCGUUAUUUUAAGGCAGAAAUUGAAGAGUGCAUUGAAUACGUAAACAGAUACUGGACAAAUAUAGGAAUCUGCUGGGCUAGAAAUUCCCCAAUUCAAGAUAUUGAUGACACGGCCAUGGCUUUUAGACUUUUGCGAUUGCAUGGCUACGUGGUUUCUGCUGAUGUAUUCAAACAUUUUGAGAGUGGGGGUGAAUUUUUCUGCUUCGUGGGACAAUCGAACCAGGCAGUGACAGGAAUGUAUAAUCUUUACAGGGCAUCUCAGUUAAUGUUUCCAGGAGAGAAAAUAUUUGAACAUGCAAAAAUAUUCACCUCUAAUUUUCUUCGAGAAAAACGAGCUCAAAAUCAAUUGCUAGACAAGUGGAUCAUCACAAAAGAUUUACCUGGAGAGGUGGGAUAUGCAUUAGAUGUACCAUGGUAUGCUAGCUUGCCCAGACUAGAAACAAGGUUCUUUCUAGAACAAUAUGGUGGUGAAGACGAUGUAUGGAUUGGCAAAACUUUGUAUAGGAUGCCAUUGGUUAACAAUAAUCGAUAUCUGGAGCUAGCAAAAUCGGAUUAUAACAAUUGCCAAGCUUUGCACCAGUUCGAGUGGAGAAGAAUUCUCAAGUGGUACGAAGAAUGUGGGCUGGGAGAAUUUGGAGUAACAGAAAGUAGCUUGCUGGUGACGUACUAUUUAGUUAGUGCAAGCAUAUUUGAGGCAGAAAGGUCCAAAGAGAGGAUGGCUUGGGUCAAAACCGCAGCUCUUAUGGACUGUGUGACAUGUUAUUUUGACAACAAACAAUUUUUUGAGCAACACAAGACUGCUUUUAUUCACGAAUUCACACAUUCUUCUAGCAGCACUACUCAUCUACACUACCUCAAUUCAAGGUAUAAUAAUGAAGAGAGGCUGGUCGGAAUUAUUCUGGGAACCCUAAAUCAGCUCUCACUGGCUGCCUUGCUGAGCCAUGGCAGAGACAUACAUCACAACCUGCAUCAUGCUUGGGAAAAGUGGCUGCUUACGUUGGGAGAAGGAUUUGAUGGAGUUAUUGAGGGAGAAGGAGCUGCUGAACUCAUAAUUCAUACGUUGAAUUCAUGCACAGGUCGAUUGGUAUCGGAUGAAAUACUGUCCAAUCCAAGUUACCAAAGGCUAAUGGAAAUUACCAAUAGAGUUUGUCACCAACUUCGUCUCUUUCACCUCGACAAGGGACAAAAUGAAGACAACCAAAGGAGUGAAAAGCAGCUGGGAAUGUUGUUGACGUUUAGUGAGGAAAUAGAAUCUGACAUGCAACAACUGACAGAGCUCGUGCUAUCUCAAUCAGAUUUGGAUGCCAAUAUCAAGCCUACUUUUCUUGCUGUAGCCAAAAGUUUUUACUACAGAACUCAUUGUGAUACAAGAACCAUCAAUUUGCACAUAGCCAAAGUGCUCUUUGAAAAAGUAGUUUAGUUAUUUCUGUCAGAUGUACAUUCCUUCAUUAUAAUCAGGGGUAUGUAAUCCAGAAAACAGAUAGAGUUAGAAUAGACCCCUUGUGGUCAUUAGAAACAGCACACAGCGAGAGCUUUUUAGUGCAUUAGAUUUUUUUUUCAGAAUAUGAAUGGAAUAGAAAAAGAUUGAAGUUCGAAGAAAUUGUUUUAAUAGAAAAGUAGUUGAAAUUCUUCAAG